This is a messenger RNA of Marasmius oreades (fairy-ring Marasmius), 515 nucleotides long. RefSeq lists its product as uncharacterized. Gene Ontology annotation, molecular function: zinc ion binding; nucleic acid binding. The transcript has a single exon. NCBI's taxonomy places the organism in Eukaryota, Fungi, Basidiomycota, Agaricomycetes, Agaricales, Marasmiaceae. The record is from RefSeq and is a predicted model, not a curated record. Bases 88 to 333 code for a protein of 81 amino acids.
CUGCUAGGUGCGCAUUUUGGAUAUGUUUUAGCUAUGGCUGCCUAACCUAAGCCUCUGUCUGCUCCCCCUGCUCCCAAACCUCUUCCCAUGGGUGUCCCUAUGGACAUUGAUGCAAGCAAAGCUCGAGCUGCAUCACAACGUGGUCCUGCUUGCUAUCGGUGUGGUAGCCUUGAUCAUUUUGCCAAGCAGUGUCCUGCUCGCUUUGACAUUCGCUACAUGUCGCAGGAGGAUGCCAUGGACUUCUACCAGCAGCAGGCCUUGGAUAAGGAUACUGCACAGCUGUCCCAGUCAUCUGAGCAUGUUGUUGGAGCAGAGAAGAAGGAGGAUUUUUGACUUUUAGACAGGUGAACUCUGGUAUGCCCCUGUCUACUUCUAAUCGCUAUGCUUGUCUCUAUCUACACCAUCCAAUACACGAGGAUGAUUCAGAACCACUGUCUGAACCUGAGACUGCUAGCAAAGUCAUAUCAUCCCCUACUUCUUCUUCUCUCUCCUCUUCCAUUCCUUCCACUCCCCCC